This is a messenger RNA of Chanos chanos (milkfish), 1386 nucleotides long. Its product is annotated as Na(+)/H(+) exchange regulatory cofactor NHE-RF2. Bases 334 to 1335 code for a protein of 333 amino acids. Gene Ontology annotation, molecular function: signaling receptor binding; protein-membrane adaptor activity. The transcript has 6 exons. Gene Ontology annotation, biological process: protein localization to plasma membrane. The record is from RefSeq and is a predicted model, not a curated record. Gene Ontology annotation, cellular component: apical plasma membrane. NCBI's taxonomy places the organism in Eukaryota, Metazoa, Chordata, Actinopteri, Gonorynchiformes, Chanidae.
AGGCUAUUGGAGCAGAGGUGAAACGCCAGACUCUCCGGGCUUCUUAUCACGCGCCAUUUGUCUAUUUUGAGGAGCGCUUUUCAUUGGUAAGGUAGUGCUGAAAAGAAUUUACAGACUGGGUUACACUAUAAGGAGAUUCAUCUAUUUCAGUAUUUUCGAGACACCUUCUUAAAAUUUGCUCACUCAUAGGAGCGGUGCACGUGAACAAGGAAUAUUCAUUUUACGGAAUGUGAAAGUUAGACCCCAGUCUCUUAAAUGACUUACUCAUUUCCAUUUGGAGCAACUAACGGUCGCAUCCCAGAAAGACUUUUUUGAAAAGAAGAAUCAGAAAAGAUGGCGAGCGAAUUGAAGCCAAGGCUUUGUUUGAUGACCAAAGGAGAGAAUGGGUACGGCUUUCAUUUGCAUGGUGAAAAGGGAAAAAGCGGGCAAUACAUUCGUAAAGUGGAACUCGGGUCCCCUGCGGAGGCGUCAGGGCUGCGCGCAGGGGACCGUGUUGUUGAGGUGAAUGGUGAGAAUGUGGAGAGAGAGACGCACCACCAAGUGGUCCAAAGAAUCAAAGCUAUCGAACACGAGACCCGUCUGUUGGUUGUAGAUCGUGAAACGGAUGAGUACCUGCGUAGCCUUCGUCUUACCUGCACGGAGGAGAUGGCAAUCCGGGUCAGCCCUUCAUCCUCCUCUUCCUCACCUCCCCCUACACCUAACAAGAGAGAGAACGGCUCUCCAUCGCCGUCCGCGACAAAAUCGUCCGAGCUCUACCCCCGCCUCUGCCGCCUGGUCCGGGCAGAAAUGGGCUACGGCUUUAACUUACACAGCGAGAAAUCCCGACCGGGUCAGUACAUCCGCUCUCUGGACCCAGGAUCACCGGCAGACCAGGCUGGGCUCAGACCACAGGACAGACUCAUUGAGGUGAAUGGUGUGAAUAUUGAGGGAAUGAGACAUGCAGAAGUGGUGGCGUUCAUUAAGAGUGGAGGUGAUGAGACACGUUUGCUGGUGGUGGAUCCAGAAACUGAUGAACAUUUUAAGAAGCUGGGGAUCACACCAACCAGCAGGCAUGUCAAAGAUCCCGAGGCUCAGUCCAUAACGAAUGGAUCCACCAGUCAUGUUAAUGGGAGCUCCACCUCACAGUCAUCACACUCCGAUCACAGCAGCCAAGACACAGGCACACCAAUGUCAGAGGACGGCGGGAGCCGCCUUUUGGACCCGUUUGCAGAGAUUGGGCUGCGUCUGAGUUCCACUGCAGCAGAAGCGAAGGAGAAAGCACAUGCUAAACGCGCCAAGAAGAGAGCGCCUCAGAUGGACUGGAAUAAGAAACACGAGCUCUUCAGCAACUUCUAAACAAACAAUCAAACAAACAAACAAAUAAACAUCUCAUGCACCCUCAUCCCC